AGUGUCCCCCUUUUGAGGACUGAACUACCCGAUAACGUAAUCCCCCUUCUCUGCCUUUGAUACUUUUUCUCAUUUAAAAAACAGCAGUGAGUACAAUCAAGUGUAUGAAAAUAAAAUGCACUUUUUGUGCACAAUGAACUAAUGGGAUCAACAUAGUCCCCUUAAAAAUCUCCUCAGUCCUGCCUAAUACUUUUUAUAAUACAUUGUUAGGAAAAUUUAAAUAUAUAUGUAAUCUUUUUUCCUAAAUUUACAUAUGUAUUGGUAUUAAGUUGUAUUCUUAAUUAUUGCGUGCACUUUAUAUUUCCUAAUGUGCUCUGCAGUGCAGGCACGAUUGUUACUAAAGCCAUCUUGAUACUCAGCAAUCUGGCAUUCAGUUUGCUAAUCGCAGAUGAAGAUACAUGAAGAAGCAAGAGAUGAGAUAACAAGAUACUAUCCUAAAUGGUGGAUGAUUAAUAGAAGUGUCCUUACAGAGGAAAAAUUGGCAUUUGUAUUAUACUGAUAAGUGCUUCACCCAGUGCAUGAUGAAUUGUUUAUGGGGUGUUUUUUUUAGUCAUAGUGACUUUUGUUCAAUCAUAGUGAUAGAAAUGUAGCCGUGUUAGUCUGGGGUAGUUGAAGCAAAAUGCAGGACAAUGUAGCACUUUAAAGACUAACAAGAUGGUUUAUUAGAUGAUGAGCUUUCGUGGGCCAGACCCACUUCCUCAGAUCAAAAAAUCCCACUUCCUCAGAUCAUUUUGUUCAAUCAGUUAUUGAUAGAAUUGCCUAAGCUUACAGAAGAAACAGCUUCUUGAUCUUGGCUCUCCUACAUCAGCAUAAAUCUGUUGACGUCAGCUGAGGGAGCUGCAUUGUUUUUUGUUUUGUUUGUUGUUUUUGUACUGGUGCAAGUGAGAUCAGAAUAAAGUAUAAAGAUCUUUCUGCAGUGGCAGCCACUAGACUGAUACAGUAGCAACAGGGAUAUUUUAAAUGCGGAGGAUGAAGCAAAGGAAUGACAUCAUAUGUAGAACUACACUGGGAAUUAUGAAGGUGAUUAAACACUCUGAGCAGGCCCUGAAGACAGCUUUGAUCUCCAAGAACAUGAAGCUUGUGAAGCUGUAUGAGAAUCUUGAAUCUAGAGAGAAGAGUUUGCUGAAUGAAGCAUUUCAGCCAGACAGUGUACUUUUCAGACCCAUCACACUGCAUUCAGAGUCAGACUGGAUCUCUUCACACCCGGAGCCCACCCAGGACUUUGAACAGUUUUAUAAUGAUCCUUACAGAAGCAGACCAACAUCUGAGAAAAGUACCAUUUAUGUACAGCCAAUUGGUUCUUUUGGGGACACCAAAGUUAGCACGGAGGAUUAUAUGAAAUGGUUGAAGGAUUACUGUGAAGCCUUUUACUAUAGCCUAACUGUAAAAAUCCUGGAGCCAGUUCCUGUUUCACACACAGGUUGUGCUUUUCGAGUGAACGAGUAUACAUGCAAUCUACAGAUUCAUGCAGGGGACAUCUUGAAAUACUUAAAGAAAAAAAAGCCCAGAGAUGCUUUCUGUAUUGUUGGGAUAACAAUGAUAGAUCUUUAUCCAAGGGAAUCCUGGAAUUUUGUCUUUGGACAAGCCUCUUUGACAGAAGGAAUGGGGAUCUUCAGCUUUGCCAGAUAUGACAGUGACUUUUAUAGUGCAAGCUACAAAGGCAGACUGAAGAAAGUCAAGAAGCUUCCCUCCUCAGACUAUUCAGUUUUUGAUGGCUAUUAUACGCCUGCAGUCACCAGUGUGCUGCUUCUGAGGUCAUGCAAGACCCUGACCCAUGAGAUUGGACACAUCUUUGGACUCCGUCACUGUCAGUGGCUGCAGUGUGUGAUGCAGGGUUCCAAUCAUCUGGAGGAAUCAGACCGACGCCCGUUGGACCUGUGUCCAAUUUGUCUGCGCAAGUUGCAGUCUGCCAUUGGCUUUCACCUUGUGGAGAGAUACCAGGCGUUACUGGAGUGGAUGGAUGAAGAUGGGAAUGGAAUGGAAGCUGAACUCCGCAAUGAAGCCAAGAUGGGUUUGCUGAAACCCAUAGAAGCAUUUAAGGAGUGUCGAGAGUGGGUAUUAAAAUGUCUUGAUGUCCUGCAGAAAUAAAGCUGUAGGAUGUAUGUAGUAUCAAAGGGGAACUAUUCUCCUCUGUUUAAAGAUUAACUUCCAGGUUGACCAUUUCUAAAACUGUUGUAACUUGCUAUAGGUCAUCCACUGCAUUGUAAGGAUCUGUAAUAAAAAUCCAUCCCUUUGUUGCUGAACCAUU
This is a messenger RNA of Pelodiscus sinensis (Chinese soft-shelled turtle), 2248 nucleotides long. It is a transcript of the gene AMZ2, whose product is annotated as archaelysin family metallopeptidase 2. Gene Ontology annotation, molecular function: metallopeptidase activity. The record is from RefSeq and is a predicted model, not a curated record. NCBI's taxonomy places the organism in Eukaryota, Metazoa, Chordata, Testudines, Trionychidae. Gene Ontology annotation, biological process: proteolysis.